UUACCUCUUUCAACUUUCGAGUUAAGCUACAGGAGUAUGCCACCAGAUUUGAGGCUAUGCUUUGCUUAUUAUUGUAAAAUCUUCCCAAACGGCCACAAUAUAGUGAAAGAAGACCUGGUUCAUCAAUGGAUUGCUCUCCACCUCAUUGAGCCAUCUGAAAUAUUGUCUGCAACACAGAUAGCUGAGGAGCAUAUUACCAGGCUUCUGGACAUGUCAUUCCUUCAAACUACAAAGCCUGAACCAGUGCAAAGGACGAUAAGGGUGGGAUCUUGUUCACUAUGCACGAUUUGGUGCAUGACUUCGCGAGAGGGUUCCUAGUAUGUUCAAACUACAGUCUAGCCAUCAACCACCAUGGGGAACUUGAUGAUAGGUAUGCUGCAGAUCAAAGAGCGCUGCGUUGUGUAGGCUGUAGCAAAGUGGAGUUUAACAAUGACUCAUUUUCACGUAAGAAGUGCCUACGUGUCCUGGAACUAAAGGAGAGCUCCGUGCGGAAGCUACCAGACUCCAUCUGUCAACUGAGGCACCUGGGUUAUCUUAAGAUAUCAGAAUUCACUGGACUGGUAACUCUGCCCGAGUCAUUUGGGCAUCUGAAAAAUCUGUUCCACGUCGACUUAUCAAGAUGCUCCGGGCUACUAAACCUACCAGAGUCAUUUGGAAAGCUAAUCCGUUUAGUAAAUGCCAACUUGUCAGGCUGCUCUGAACUACUAAACCUACCUGAAUCAGUUGGGAAGCUUGUCAAUCUGGUGCACAUUAAUUUGUCAGGCUGCUCUGGGCUUGCAACUCUUCCUGAAUCAUUUGGGGAUCUCAUAAACUUGUCUCAUGUUAAUGUAUCACGGUGCCAUGGACUAGCGGAGCUUCCAGAACCACUCCAGAAGCUCGGCAAACUGGCACACCUGGAUUUAUCAUUCUGGUCUUGUUUUGAAGGGAUCGGGAAAAGCCUUGGUGGCCUCACUAGUCUUGAGCAUUUGAACUUAUCACACCCUUGCUGUCAUCUUGCUCGGCACCGGUCUUGUGUCCAAGGGCUAAAAGAUGGUUUGUGCAAGCUCACCAACCUCCGAUAUCUAAACUUGUCCAUGUGCCUGAAUUCCAUCUUUUACUACCAUCAGUCACAAGUGGACAACCUCCAAUACAUUGGAGACUGUCUCAGAGGUCUUUCCAGUCUAGAGCAUUUGGACCUGUCUCAUAACACAUUUCUUUUUGAUCUGCCUGAAAGUCUAGGUGACCUCAACAGGCUACACACACUGGAUCUCUCAGGCUGCAUCAGAAUCAAGAAAGUAGGUGAAACGAAGUCUCUCAAGGUUAUAACAGAUUUAAGCAAAUGCCGGGGUCUAGAAAGUUGCCAGCUUAUGGUUCGUGUUGAGGAAGGGGCAUACGGAAGCACGAGCAACCUUGCUCAGCUCGAGGUUGUGGACUGUAAAGAGUUGGAGAUAAGCUGCCUUGAGAGGCUGAAGUCUUUGGAGGAAGCGCGGAGGAUAACAUUAGUUCAGAAACAAAAGGUUGAAAGGUUGAAGCUUUGUUGGACUGUUGGUGCCCCUGGAGGAUCUAUAAAAGUGGAGGAAAAUGCUUUGUUAGGAGAACUAGUGCCACCACAUUCUCUGCAGUGCCUCGAGAUAUGUGGCUAUGGCGGCGAAACCUGCCUCCCUGCCUGGCGGAUACAAAGCAUAUCAUCUCAUCUUCCUAAUCUUACAGAGGUUACCAUGGAGGACUUCCCGAGGUGCAUUGAACUGCCGCUGCUGGGUCUAUUUCCAAACCUCCAGCGCCUUGUUCUCAGAAGGAUGGCCAGAAUCACAAGGAUCCAUGCCGGUGACCUGAGUGGAGGCAACAAAGAGGCAUUCACUCGACUCUCCAAAUUCACCAUAGAUGAUAUGGAGAACCUGAAAGAGUUUGAGUUUGCCGCUGUUGAUGAGCUGGCGAUUCAGAAAUGCCCCUUGUUGAGCUUUGGAUCUCUUCCACCCAGAGCUCAGAGGUUGUUGAUAUCAGACUGCAACCAAGUGAUGUCUCAAUCGAUAGCAGGAAUAGAUGGUGUGGAGGGUCCUUCGGCUCCAGUAACUGAACUGGUCGUCCAAAGUUGUAAUGUGCCUCUAGGUGACUGGACUUUGCUCCGACACCUCCCUGGACUCUGCAGCUUGACUAUCAACAACUGCUACAAUCUAACCAGCUCACCAGAGAUUACUAGGGCCCUAUCCUCUCUCCAGCAACUUGCGAUCGACGAGUGCCAUGGCAUUCAAUCUUUGCCGGAGGACAUGUUAGCCAAGCUCACUGGCCUCAAAGCUCUGUAUAUUUGGAACUGUCCUGAGCUGAAGAAGUGGUGUGAAUCAGAGGAGAACAGACAGAAGCUCGCUCACAUCCAAGUAAAAUUUGAGAAAUUUGAUACCAGCAAGACUGGCGUGCAUCCUCCGAAAUAUAAAGAAGCGUCUCAGUUCUUGAUUUCUGAGCACUAGCCGCUGGAACAGCACUGCAAGGCCGGCGGCAUUACCUUACUGGAUCGUGAUGAUGAAUGAAAACUCUGCACCGGAAGGCCAAUUUUUCAUCCGAGUAAUUUAGUUUAUGUCCAUCCGCAGACACUUCUGUCCGCAGAAGCAUGAUUUCAGACACACUUUGUUUUUAUGUUUCCAUCUAGUACAUUUUGAUCAUCAGAUCGGUGUUGUGCUUAUAUGCUGCAUAUCUGUUGCUUCAUGCAAGUCUGACAGACAGAUUAAAUUCUGAGAACAUUUUAUUCCGCUUCAAGUUCUGUUUAUAGUCGUUGAUAUUUA
This is a messenger RNA of Triticum aestivum (bread wheat), 2753 nucleotides long. RefSeq names its product putative disease resistance protein RGA4. The record is from RefSeq and is a predicted model, not a curated record. The transcript has 4 exons. The coding region runs from base 279 to 2441 and encodes 720 amino acids. Gene Ontology annotation, biological process: defense response to other organism. NCBI's taxonomy places the organism in Eukaryota, Viridiplantae, Streptophyta, Magnoliopsida, Poales, Poaceae. Gene Ontology annotation, molecular function: ADP binding.